Debaryomyces fabryi is the source of this 2544-nucleotide messenger RNA. It is a transcript of the gene SSY1, whose product is annotated as Ssy1p. The transcript has a single exon. Gene Ontology annotation, molecular function: amino acid transmembrane transporter activity. Bases 1 to 2544 code for a protein of 847 amino acids. Gene Ontology annotation, cellular component: membrane. The record is from RefSeq and is a predicted model, not a curated record. Gene Ontology annotation, biological process: amino acid transmembrane transport. Lineage: Eukaryota; Fungi; Ascomycota; Pichiomycetes; Serinales; Debaryomycetaceae.
AUGGCCCAUAAAGGGUCUGAGCUGGAAUCAUCGUAUUCAGACCAUAAUGAUAAUGAUUUGUUUCCCAGUAUUAAUAGCUCGCCUAAGAAUAAUGAUUUGUUUCCCAGCAUCACCAAUUCACGUAAAAAUAAUGAUUUAUUUCCCAGCAUUAACAACUCGAACGUGAACCAUCGAACUGUUCAUUCAGAUGAAGAGAGCAUAGACAUAAGCGAGCACAGCUCAGUACGACAGUUUAGAAGUAUAUUUAAUAAACAAAAAAUUAGAUCCGGGGAGUCUGGGCUGGAGAGAAACCUAUUUGAACUGCACUUUGAUACUUCAUCUGAUAUCGAAUUGAGUACGCUAUCGCCAAAGAAGGAUAUUUCACUCGACUCUUCAAUUAUUGAUAAGAUACUGAUUUCCGAAGAACAGGCCAAGGAUGAUAGAUUCCAAUAUUUGAAAACGUAUGAAAUAUUAAAAAAGAAUCGGGCAAAGUUUGAGGAGGACGCAUCGGUAUUUGAUUUAUCCCUGAUGGAUGACUACAAUAAGUAUGUUAAGCAGACGGAGAUAAACGAUUUGAUACACCAGCAUGUUGUUGAGAAACAUAAAGAUAAUGUUUUGAGUGUUGUUAAAUCGAAAGAUUUAGUGGAGAAUUUUUAUCAUGAUAACAAAAGCGAUGAUUUGACAUGGGUAAAAUCCAAAAAGAAGCAAAGAAUACCGUGGUACCGUAUUGAUAAGAAAAAAUCCAAGAAACAGGCUUCCACGGAAUCAUUAUUUGAUGAGAAUGAUACUGUGCCACCUACUAAUAAGAAACUGACCAAUUAUCUUCAGCGGAAAUUGAAAAUCAGGCAUUUGCAGAUGAUUUCUUUUGGUGGGACUCUUGGGGUUGGAUUAUUAUUGAAUAGUGGGAAAGCAUUUGUUCUAGCUGGUGGCUUUGGAACAUUAUUAGCAUUUGUAAUCUGUGGUCUAAUUGUAUUAGCUACUAUGGUAUCGUUUUGCGAAAUGGUCACUUUUGUCUCAGUAAUAGAUGGAGUAUCUGGUCUUAGUUCUAGGUUUGUGGAUGAUUCCUUUGGAUUUGCUGUGGGCUGGCUAUAUUUUGCAAGUUUUGCAUUUGGCUUGGCGGGGGAGAUCCUUGCUAGUGUGUUGAUGUUGAGCUAUUAUCCCGAUUUGAAAAUAACUCAUCAUAAAGGAUCUAUAGCAGGGUUUGUGACAUUAUUUUUAAGUCUGAUAGUGAUAAGUAACUUGGUGGAUGUUAGGAUAUUUGGAGAAAUUGAAUAUAUUUCAAGUUUUAUUAAAAUUGUGUGUGUGUUGAUUAUGAUAAUUAUAAUGAUUGUACUAAAUACAGGUGGAUUUGGAUCCGAAAACCUUGGUUUUAAAUAUUGGCAAUACCUGAAAUCAGAUUUUGAUCAUAAUAUUAUAUUUGGCUUGUUCCGACCUUCUUUCAAUUUGAAAGACAAUGGAGCUACAAAUUCACGUAUUGGAAUUGGUGGGGAUAAAGGAAGAUUCUUAUCACUACUUACUGCAUUAUUAGUUACUGCUUAUGCAUAUAGCGGUACCGAAAUUGUUUGCAUUGCCGCAUGCGAAGCAAAAAACCCAAGAAAGGCGUUGCCUUCUGCUACAAGAAGAGUAUUUUGGAGAAUCCUUAUUAUUUAUUGCUUAUCAAUAUUUUUGGUUUCAUUAAAUAUUUAUGCCGGAGAUCCAAGAUUAUUGAGGUAUAUCCUGGGAAAUACAAGUAUUUCUGGAGAUGAACAUGAGAAUACCGAGUACGCCAUUGACUAUGUGGGUGGAUUUAAUUGCAAUUCUGACUCAACAGUUUUUGGUGGGUUCGGAAGUGGAUCUCAAAGUCCUUGGAUUGUUGCGUUACAAAGUGCAAAUCUUUGUAAAUUUAGCUCGGUCUCGAAUGCGCUUUUGACGUUUUUUGCUGUCACUUGUGGUAAUGCUCAACUAUAUGUUAGUUCGAGAACAGUCUAUUCUUUGGCUCUUCAAAAGAAAGCUCCGAGGGUUUUAACAUAUUGUAACAGUUAUGGAAUUCCGUAUAAUGCAGUGCUAUUUUCAGCAUCUUUUGGACUUUUUUCGUAUCUUUGUGUGUCAGAGAAAGCUACAAUUGUUUUUCAAGAUCUAACUAGUAUCAUAUCGUCCUCAGGUAUCAUUGCCUGGUUUGCAAUGUGCUUGUCCUAUAUUAGAUUUUAUUAUGGGUUAAAAUUUAGGCCUGAUAUUAUUAGUAGAGACGAUAAAGCAUAUCCUUAUAGGUCCCCAUUUCAACCAUAUAGUGCGAUAUUUGGCUUGAUAGGUUCCACUAUAAUACUACUAGCUAUGGGUUUUGUGGUAUUUUUAGAUGGCGAAUGGGACACCUUGUUCUUUUUCUCGAGCUAUGGUUCUCUAAUUGUAUUCGCUCUACUUUAUGUUGGUUACAGGCUUGUAACAGGUUCCAGGACUCCAAGUUUGGAAACCCUAGAUUAUGACUCGGGAAGACGUGAAAUGGAUAGGUAUGUUUGGGAUGCUGGUAGAGACUUCAAUCUUCGAAGCUUUAAAGAAGUGGUGCAAAGAGUUAUCUCAUUUUUGGCGUAG